AACGACAGUGCGCCUGGCCAGGGCACGACCGACGAGGAACGAGCGCGAGCAGCACUGGAAUGUGGGGUAGGAGCUGCAGGUGAUGGAAUUGCAGUGGGCCCUGCCUCGCAUUGCCUCCCCUGGUCCGUGUAGCUCGGACUGCACCCGAGUCGCCCGGCGAGGGUAUUAGAGCGCACAGCGUCGAAGGACAUUGCUGUACAGAUAGCACAAGCAUCGAUGGGACCCCCAUCCCAUCUCACCCCGAAAUCUCGCUUCUCGCAGCAAUAAAACAGGACAUCGCGGAUUUCUUUCUCACACCAAACGUUGCAUUCAGAAGCAGUUUAGAAGCAGGUACGUAGAUCAGCGAUCUUUCCUCAUAGCGGUGACAGGUAUAGAGCUUUAUGAGCUCAUAGAGAGCUCAUAAAGCUUCGGGAUUUCGAAAACACCGAGAAGUGGCCACAAGUAGUGUAGAAGCAGGUACGUAGAUCAGCGAUCUUAGAUCAUAGCGGUGACAGGUAUAGAGAGCUCAUACAGAGCUCAUAUAGCUUCGGGAUUUGGAAAACACCGAGAAGUGGCCAUAAGAAGCAAUCAUGUCGAUGGCAUUUAUGUCUAAUCUACACAUGCCCUGGCCGCUGCCGGCAGCUGCAACCGUGCUGAAGAAAAUCAUCUGUCUGCCGAAUCUGGUUCUGCUCGCAGCCGUGCUGAACGGGAUGGUCACGGUCAGGAAUGUAGUGCUGUUCAUAUUAUCGCUCCAGAUUUGCAUGGCGGUGGCGGAGCCGACGAUCGCAGCCGGAGGAUUUGUGACGCCGUCGGUCGAGGUGGCCAGCGCGAAGCCGUUCCUCACCUUGAAAACGACGCAGUUCGGGCCUCGGAUCGAAGCCGCGUCCGUGGACAAGUUCGGGAACAUCUACGCCACGGAUUUCGCCGAGGACGGCCAGAGCUCGCGCUCGGCGCUGGGCCAGAUCGCGGACGGGUUCUACGACCUGGACCAGGAGGAAUUCUUCGAGGACGCCAAAGCCACCUUCAAUGGGCUGCGGUUUCUGCCCUCGGCGGGCCGGAGCCGCCGCGCGCUGGCCGCGGACACGAGCAACCAUCGCGUGCUGCAGAUCGAGCAGAGCCGGGACGGCGCCAAGCCCAGCAGCCGAGUGUUCUGCGCGGACCCGGCCAUGGUCGAGCCCAACGACCUGGCCGUGGCCUACAGGGCCGGGCGCAUCUACACGAGCGGGCAGAACUACACGGCCACGACGCGCGUGGGCGACGGCGACCUGUGGAUGUGCGCGGCGCCGGCCUCGUUCUUCGACGCGCAGCGCUCGCGCAUCACGCGCCCCGUGAAGGCGGUGCGGCUGGGCGUGUUCGGGCGCACCAAUGGCAUCGAGGUGUCGCCCGACGAGCGCACGCUGUAUCUGAGCGAGGCCUUCAACAAGGACUCGGUCGUCGUGUCCAACAAGAUCUGGCAGUUCGCCAUCGACCCCAAGAGCGGCCUCGUGGCGAGCAAGCGCCUCUUCGUCGACUUCCAGAAGCUCGACGGCAGCGGCGCCGUGGACGCCGACGGCAUGCGCUGCGACGUGCACGGCAACCUCUUCGUCACGCGCAAUGGCAAUGGGCAGGUGCUCAAGUUCUCGCCGCAGGGCAAGCUCCUGCUGCGCAUCAACCUCGCCAGCAUCGUCGCCGCCACCAACCUCGAGUUCGGCGGGCCCUUCGGCAAGACGCUCUUCGUCGUGGGCCAGUGCAACGACGGCUCGCCCUUCGGCCAGGGCAAGGGCUGCGCCGACGUCUGGCGCGGCAACCUGGCGCCCGGCCACGCCUUCCGCAACCUCAAGUACAUCCCGCUCUCGGCCUAGCGCCCGCGGCGCCGCGACAGCGACAGCGACGUAGUCUUUUUGCACCCGGUCGGUUCGGAGUCUCGAGCUCUGCCGAAUCCCCGGCGCGCGUCGACGUUUGUAGGAUCGACUGCGGUGAGCUUAUAGCGAUAGGUAGUCAUCUCUGAACGGACACGACGAUGGAAACGGCGAUGGAGGAUGCUGGCGGCAACCUGAGUAGUUGGCGAGAUGUAGCGCAGUCUCGAUUCUUUAAGUGAACACGCAGUAUGCUAGUAGUUUAGUCUAUCAAGCCUCGAACGGAUUUGCUUGCUCGAAGAACCAUGAUCCAUCUUCGUACUUUAAACUAUGCUCGUCAUGAACCGUAUACAUAUUUGUUCCCCGACAUUUCUCGCAAUUGAACUUGGAUUUAGUGUGUACGCGCUUUGUUUACCAUAUCUACAAUGAGGGGAUACGAGAUGUUCGCCCUGCACAUAGAGGUGCAUAGUCUACGACGCAGACCACGCGAGCUGGCACUUCAGGAAUCGUUUAGUCGAAAAUACUGAUAGAGAGGAUGUAGAUUUGACGGAAAAAUAUCAAUCGAGAUUGUCCAUAUUCACGUCAGAUG
Messenger RNA from Marchantia polymorpha subsp. ruderalis, 2403 nucleotides. The record is from the annotation of a GenBank genome assembly. Lineage: Eukaryota; Viridiplantae; Streptophyta; Marchantiopsida; Marchantiales; Marchantiaceae.